Messenger RNA from Penicillium manginii, 494 nucleotides. RefSeq lists its product as uncharacterized. The record is from RefSeq and is a predicted model, not a curated record. NCBI's taxonomy places the organism in Eukaryota, Fungi, Ascomycota, Eurotiomycetes, Eurotiales, Aspergillaceae. Bases 57 to 494 code for a protein of 145 amino acids. The transcript is spliced from 3 exons.
UUUGGAGAUGGAAGAGGAAAGAGGAAAGCAACUUGGAAAAUGUUCGAGAUAAUAUCAUGGGUCAAAUCCCGAAGACUAUAAGUUCCUUGCUCGAAACGGCUGGUUCAGGAGCGAUACGAAUACUCGGAGACACCUCCAAUAGCGUUCUCACCACCGACGAUAAAUUGUUCGCACUUGAACUCGAAAGUUCAGUCCAUACGAGUAGUCUCAGUGCUCAAACUCAUUUUCUUGCUGUGAACAUAUACCCUCCAGCUAAGAUGAAGCACUCUUACUUUGUGGCGACGGCACAUAGCGACAUGAGACCAAUACCUGUUUAUGUUCUGCGCUUCUCGAAGAGGGAAGUCAGCAUUUUCAGACAAGAGGGGUUGGAUGCCACCAUUGCUGAAACCCUUGCAUCGAUGCACAACGGGCACGAGAAUGAGCCUUUGCCUUUGGUAGACGAUUAUACCGGAAAAGUCCAAUACAAUCAUCCGCGCAGCUUACUAUCUAGCUAG